AUGGUAGUCGGUAGUAAUAUCCUACCGAAAAUACUAGUCCUAAGCCUUAAAAACGACAUCGGUGGAAGCCUCAUAGCCCAGAAUACCAUCUUUGGAUGGAUUUUAAGCGGACCUGUAGCACAACCGAUUACUUCACUCAGUACGCAAGUAAUCGAAACCAUGACCGACCCCUUAGGUGAUCUGCUGAAGAAAUUCUGGGAACAAGAAGAAGUGUCAGGAGCCCAGACACAGACGGAUGAAGACACCAUCUGCGAGGACCUCUAUCGAAAUACCACUUACCGGAGAAAUGACGGUCGAUAUGUGAUAAAACUCCCCUUCAAACCGGAAUCUCCCAACUCGAUGGCAUUAGGACACUCAAGACUCUCAGCUCAGCAGCAAUACAUCAGCAUCGAACGAAACCUGGAGAAAAAACCAGAUCUCCAAAAAAUCUAUGCAGAGGUCCUAGAAGAGUACCAAACACUCGAACAUAUAGAGCGAACGAAUGCCCAAGAAAUUAUACGGGACGGCAAAUACUUCUCAUUCUAUCUGCCACAUCACGCAGUAAUAAAACCCGAUAGCAAAACCACAAAAGUCCGAGUGGUAUUCAAUGCGUCUAAACUCUUUCACUCAGGUCUGUCCCUAAACGACGUACUGCAUACAGGCCCCAUACUGCAAAACGAUCUUAUGCUCGUAAUAAUCCGGUGGCGGUUAUAUAAGUAUGUUUUUAACGGCGAUAUUGAAAAAAUGUAUCGCCAGAUAUAUGUCCACAAGGAAGAUCAAGACUUCCAACGGAUUCUCUUUCGCGAAUCCCCAAGUGGCCCAGUAGAAGACUACAAACUAAAAACAGUAACGUUUGGUGUGAGCUGUGCAUCAUACCUAGCCAUAAGAACACUCCAUCAGCUGCCUGAAGACUCCAAACCAAAAUUCCCACAAGUCGCAAAAAUUUUAGUUAACGAAACUUAUGUUGACGAUAUACUAUCCGGCGGACACGAUCUGAACUCAACAAAAACAUCAGUAUCUCAAAUAAUCGAAGUGCUCAAAUCCGCCGGAUACCCGCUCAGAAAAAUCACAGCAAAUAACAGAUCACUGUUGAACGAAAUACCCGAAACCCAUCUCCUAGACUCAGAAAUUCUGCAAUUUCAUGAUACGAGCACUACAAAAACUCUCGGAAUUAGGUAG
Messenger RNA from Ceratitis capitata (Mediterranean fruit fly), 1158 nucleotides. RefSeq lists its product as uncharacterized. Lineage: Eukaryota; Metazoa; Arthropoda; Insecta; Diptera; Tephritidae. The record is from RefSeq and is a predicted model, not a curated record. The transcript has a single exon. Bases 1 to 1158 code for a protein of 385 amino acids.